Messenger RNA from Drosophila suzukii, 1126 nucleotides. It is a transcript of the gene ImpL1, whose product is annotated as Ecdysone-inducible gene L1. Gene Ontology annotation, molecular function: protein binding. Lineage: Eukaryota; Metazoa; Arthropoda; Insecta; Diptera; Drosophilidae. The record is from RefSeq and is a predicted model, not a curated record.
ACUUAAGCACCGCUCGCCAGAAGAUGCGAUCAGUUGUUGUGCAGACGAGCAGCUGACCAGAUCAAUAUGAGGCCAUACCAAGUUGUUUGCAUCGUAGCAGUGGCAGCUUUGCUGCUUUUGGAGGCGACACCAGCGGAUGCGAAACGUCGCAAGCACAAGGGCUCCGAUUACCAUAAUGAAAAGUCCGAUCCCCACAAGACCAAGACAAAGACCAAGUGGUCCAGCUCUACGGAUCUGGCCGGAAGCACUCAGGUAUCCACCGAGGAGCAUGGUUACUAUGUGAAGCGUACCUAUGCGGCGCCCGGAGAGAAUGGAGAUGGUCAGAAGCGCUUGAGUCCGCCGUACUUGGCCAUUCCCAUCGCCUGGUUCAGCUGUGAGUCUGGCCAAAAGGACUGCCAGACCUCCAAUUCGGCGGCCAUCAAUAGUGCCGCCCAGUCCUUGAGCGAGGGCUAUCUGUGCGACGACGACUGCAACGAGCUCUACGAACCCAUCUGCGGCAGGACCUCCUCCGAGGUGGCCGUCUUCUACAACAAGUGCAAGCUGGGCGUGGCCAAGUGCCGAUCCCACGGCCUCUGGUCCGAUUUCGCCUACUCCGAGUGCCAGGAGAAGUAUCCCCAGGAGACGGCCUAUGCCGACAAGAAGUUCCGGUCAUCCCCGUACUUUCGGGACGCAGCCAUCGUGGAGCAGUUGAAACUGGAGGAGGAGAAAAAGAAGCUGGAGGAGGAGAAACGCAAGCUGGAGAAGGAGCAGAAGAAGCGGGAAAAGGCUGAGAAAAAGAAGAAGGACAAGGACAGCAGUGAAAGCAGUGAAGAGAAGGAGGACCAAAAGCAGAAGGACGAGGAGCAGCUCCCGCCUCUGACUCUCCAGAAACCCGUGGAAACUCCGCAGGUUCCAGUGCCCGUUGCUAUCCAUGUAGCCAUUCCCAAGCCCACUCCUGUUUUGGAGCCUGCGAAGACGACCGAGGACAUCGCCCUGCCUCCCAUGCCCCUGAAGGACACUCCCACACCCAAGCCACUGGAGAUCGCACCCCUGAAAGAGCAGACCCAACCCAGAAGCCAGGACAAUAAUAGACUAAAGUACCAUGUAGCUUAAGCUGGUAACGGCCAUAUAAAUCUCAUAAAAAGUA